AUGGCGCCCGCCGCCGCCGCGCCCGCGGCCCCGAGCGACGAGGACCGAUCCUCGCACAGGUUCUACAUCACCCCGCUGCGGCACACGAAGACGCUCUACCUCAUACGGCACGGCGAGGGGUACCACAACCUGCACGGCGAGAAGGAUCACGCGCAGUACGCCUCCGAGAAGUUCUUCGACGCGUCGCUCACGCCGAAAGGAUGGGAGCAGUGCGCGGCGCUCAAGGCGCACCUCGAGAGCGCGAAGACCCCGGACGGGCGCGAGAGCUUGCUCGACCGGAUCGAGUGCGUCGUCGUGAGCCCGCUGACGCGCGCGCUCGAGACCGCGGUCGGCGCGCUGGGCGGGGACGAUCUCGACGCCGACGCCGCCGCGAAAGCCGCCGCCGACGGCGCGCCGCCGCCGCUGAUGAUCGCGUCGGACGCGGAGGAGGACGUCCGCCCCGGUCACGCCGCGGUCGCGAUGAACACGAACACGAUCCGCGCGCCGCUGCCGUUCAUCGCGUGCGAGCUGUGCAGGGAGCAUAUCGGGAAGAACCCGUGCGAUCGACGACGCGACGUCGCGAGCUAUCGCGCGGCGUUUCCCGGCGUCGACUUCUCCGACGUGACGAAGGAGAAGGACGUGCUGUGGGGCACGAUGUGCGAGACCAACGACGACAUGGCGCGCCGCGCGCACACAUUUCUGGAGUGGGUGAUGCGACGGCCGGAGCAGCACGUCGCGGUCGUGACGCACAGCGCGUUCAUGAGCACGAUGUUGAGGUCUUUCGGCGCGACGGAUCAGCUCGGGACGGCGCCCGCCGCGGUCAAGGGGGAGACGCACCGGUGGCCGAACAAUUGCGAGAUGCGGCCGGUGGUGGUCGUGGAUCCGUCGGGGGGGGGUGGGGUGGAGCCGAUGUUCUGGCCGGGGGGGGAGCCGCACGAGGAGUGGGACGUGAAGAGGCCGGGGGAGGUGUGA
Molecule: messenger RNA, 951 nt
Organism: Micromonas pusilla CCMP1545
Lineage: Eukaryota; Viridiplantae; Chlorophyta; Mamiellophyceae; Mamiellales; Mamiellaceae
Exons: 2
Coding region: 1-951 (316 amino acids)
Cellular component (GO): cytoplasm
Molecular function (GO): phosphatase activity
Source: RefSeq, a predicted model, not a curated record